Molecule: messenger RNA, 1593 nt
Organism: Cucurbitaria berberidis CBS 394.84
Lineage: Eukaryota; Fungi; Ascomycota; Dothideomycetes; Pleosporales; Cucurbitariaceae
Exons: 3
Coding region: 1-1593 (530 amino acids)
Biological process (GO): chromate transport
Molecular function (GO): chromate transmembrane transporter activity
Source: RefSeq, a predicted model, not a curated record
AUGCCCCUUCACUCCAUCAUCAGCUCGCUCCGCGCCCAGACACGUUCUCAGCGCAAUAACUCGCUGCAGGCGAAUACAGAAAAACUAGGAUGGCGUCUUGCGGAGGUGUUGUCGAGAAUGUGGGAUUUGGGCUUCACGGCUUUCGGUGGGCCGCCGGUUCAUUUCCAGAUUUUGCACAGGCGAUUUGUGGAUGGGAUGGGUUUUGGCGGUGGGAGCAAGUGGAUCGAUGAACAGACUUAUCAAGAGCUUUUUGCUAUAUGUCAAGCGCUGCCAGGUCCAGCUUCGACGAAGAUGGUGUUCUGUAUCGCCAUGAUACAUGCUGGAAUUGUCUCAGCCGUUUUCGCCUUCUUGCUCUGGAGCCUACCCGGCGCUAUUGCCAUGUAUGGGCUCUCUCUCGGUGUGCAAAAGAUGCCAGACAGAUUACCGCCCCUAGUCUAUGCUUUGCUGAGCGGAAUGAACGCAAGUACUGUGGGCAUUAUCGCUUUGGCUGCUGUGCAACUUGCCGAAAAGGCCAUCCAGGAUCGAAUAACGAGACUACUAGUCAUCUUUGGUGCCUGUGCUGGCAUCUGCUACAACGCGCUGUGGUACUUUCCAGUCUUGAUCGCCAUUGGAGGAGCAGCGACAGUAGUCUGGGAUGUCUGGCUUCAGCAGAAAAUUGGCAAGCUUCGAGCAGGGUAUGAGACGAGCAGGAGAAGGACUAGAAAUGAGGACUGCGAUGCCGAGGUUGUGACUGCGACGGAGAGCAUUCCUGCGGAAGUUGGUAGGCCAGAGGCUGUCAAACGCAGAAAUCUGGCGGGAAGCUCGACUGAUCGCAUCGUAUUCGAGGAGGGUGCUGGUGGUCCGAGUCGAGCUGAAGAGCGACAAAGUACAGAAAAUGCUACAGGCAAUGGUGCACCGGUCGCGGAUACCAUAACGCACAACAUUUCCAUCAGGGUCGGAGUCUCGCUCAUCGCAGCCUUUCUUGUAUCUUUCAUUAUCGUUAUGGUGAUCCGCGGUACCGUUUCGAAACGCGCUCUCUCUUUUGAUCUCUUCUCCAACAUGUACCUGGCUGGGACGAUCAUCUUCGGCGGCGGUCCCGUUGUUAUCCCUCUUCUACGCACCUACGUUGUCGAUCCAGGCUGGGUAUCCCCUCGAGACUUCCUCCUUGGCCUCGCCAUCAUCCAAGCGCUGCCUGGUCCUAAUUUCAAUUUCAGCGUGUACCUUGGCGCUCUCACAAUCGCCUCAACCUCUAUCCCAACCGUCUUCGGUGCUUUGCUCGCCUUUUUUGGCAUCUUCUUUCCCGGAAUCAUCCUCGCGGUUGGUGUGCAGUCUAUUUGGCAAGUCAUGAGAACAAAGUCCUGGGUUCUGAGCUUGUUGAGGGGCAUUAAUGCUGCAGCUGUGGGCUUGGUGUUCACCGCUGUCUAUAGGCUGUGGGAGAUUGGGUAUUUAACACCGGAGAGUAGUGAUGGGAAAAGUCUGGCCGAGGAGCCCUGGUGGGUGGUUGUCGCUGCUGUUACAUAUGCAGAGACUGCGUGGUUUAGUGUACCGCCUGCGGUGGCGAUUGUCAUGGGCGCUGUGUUGGGGUUAGGGUGGUUUGGUGUUGUAGGACGGUAA